Molecule: messenger RNA, 984 nt
Organism: Oppia nitens
Lineage: Eukaryota; Metazoa; Arthropoda; Arachnida; Sarcoptiformes; Oppiidae
Product: venom peptide isomerase heavy chain-like
Exons: 6
Coding region: 1-984 (327 amino acids)
Biological process (GO): proteolysis
Molecular function (GO): serine-type endopeptidase activity
Source: RefSeq, a predicted model, not a curated record
AUGGCACUGUUUUGUCACCAAAGGAAAACGUCGAUUUGUGCCGAUGGCACACGUAUUAAUUGUUUGUCGAUUAUAUGUCUGUCCCAUUCAUCCCACAAACACUAUCCCAAUGUAACACUCAAGGGAUGUGGUAUCGGACGGCAGUCACUGAUGUCGAGUGGAAAGUGCUUUAAAUGGUUAUCCAAUACAACAACAACACAAAUGGAUAUACAUUUGGGUCGUAACGCACAACCGGGUGAAGUGCCGUUCAUUGUGUACAUACAAAUCGGCAAUUAUGGUGGACGCGGCACUGGUAUUAUACUCAAUGAGCGCUGGAUAUUGACUGCCGCACAUGCAAUAGAUUUUCCAAUUAAUGAUUUGUUAGUAUAUCCGGGAGUUUUAGACACUAAUAAUAUGCGCACCGAUAAUAGCUACCGACCGAUGCAAACAUUUAUUCAUCCAAUGUUUAAACAAACAACUAAAACACAUAACCCAGCCUUUGAUAUCGGACUCAUUAAGUUGGGAUCUGAUUUGCCGAUCACUGGCCACCGUCACCACCAAUUGGGUGCAUAUCGUACACUCAACGGUAUAUGUUUGCCCCGUAAGCUUGAAAUCAAUAGCGUCAAUGAGCUGGCAUUGUAUGCCGGUUACGGUUAUAUCGAUGAAACCACUAAAACAUUGGUCAAUAGAUUGCAAUUGAGUUAUACAAUGAUUAUACGGGCAAAAAAUAAUACAUCAGAUGAACAAAACCGAUUGAUUUGGAGCUAUAGAUAUCCGCCUGAAAUCGGUUCGCGGAGUUGUGCUGGUGAUUCUGGUGGACCAUUAUAUCAAUAUAGUGGUAGUACUGACGGUAGGGCAGUGCUUAUCGGCAUAAACUCAGUUAGCCGUUCCAAUCAUCCGUGUGAUGUCACCGAUCAGAUAGCUUAUACACUUUAUCCCCGGGUGUCGAUGCAUAUCGAUUGGAUAAUACAAUUGUCAAUCAUAUGUCCUGUUUAUUGGUAUUAA